This is a messenger RNA of Grus americana (Whooping crane), 11581 nucleotides long. It is a transcript of the gene ANKH, whose product is annotated as ANKH inorganic pyrophosphate transport regulator. The record is from RefSeq and is a predicted model, not a curated record. Lineage: Eukaryota; Metazoa; Chordata; Aves; Gruiformes; Gruidae. The coding region runs from base 38 to 1519 and encodes 493 amino acids. Gene Ontology annotation, biological process: phosphate ion transmembrane transport. Gene Ontology annotation, cellular component: membrane. The transcript is spliced from 12 exons. Gene Ontology annotation, molecular function: phosphate transmembrane transporter activity.
CGGCAGAUGCGCUGGGGGUCACCGCACAGCUGGGAGUAUGGUGAAAUUUCCAGCGCUCACUAACUACUGGCCCCUGAUCCGGUUCCUGGUCCCUCUCGGCAUCACCAACAUCGCCAUCGACUUCGGGGAGCAGGCCUUGAAUAGGGGCAUCGCUGCUGUCAAGGAAGAUGCUGUGGAAAUGCUGGCCAGCUAUGGGCUGGCAUACUCUCUGAUGAAAUUCUUCACGGGGCCGAUGAGUGACUUCAAAAAUGUAGGUCUGGUGUUUGUGAACAGCAAGCGAGACAGGACCAAAGCAGUUUUGUGCAUGGUUGUGGCUGGCGCUGUAGCUGCUGUAUUUCAUACCUUAAUAGCAUAUAGUGAUUUGGGGUAUUACAUUAUUAAUAAGCUGCACCAUGUGGAUGAAUCAGUGGGAAGUAAAACUCGGAGGGCCUUCCUUUAUCUUGCUGCCUUCCCUUUUAUGGAUGCCAUGGCAUGGACCCAUGCUGGGAUUCUGCUGAAACACAAGUACAGUUUCCUAGUGGGAUGUGCCUCCAUCUCAGAUGUCAUAGCUCAGGUUGUUUUUGUAGCCAUUUUGCUUCACAGUCACUUGGAGUGCAGGGAGCCUCUCUUGAUCCCAAUCUUGUCCUUAUACAUGGGAGCACUUGUCCGAUGUACCACGUUAUGCCUCGGAUACUACAGGAACAUACAUGAUGUCAUUCCUGACAGAAGCGGGCCUGAAAUGGGGGGAGAGGCUACAAUAAGGAAGAUGCUGAGUUUCUGGUGGCCUUUGGCAUUAAUUUUGGCAACUCAGCGAAUAAGUAGGCCCAUUGUCAACCUUUUUGUCUCCCGGGACCUAGGUGGCAGUUCUGCAGCCACAGAGGCAGUGGCGAUUCUGACGGCUACGUAUCCUGUGGGACACAUGCCGUAUGGCUGGCUGACAGAGAUCAGAGCGGUAUACCCUGCUUUUGACAAGAAUAACCCCAGCAAUAAACUGGUGAACACCAACAGCACCGUCACAGCAACACAUAUCAAGAAGUUCACUUUUGUUUGCAUGGCAUUGUCCUUAACGCUCUGUUUUGUGAUGUUUUGGACGCCAAACGUGUCAGAGAAGAUUUUAGUUGACAUAAUUGGAGUAGACUUCGCUUUUGCAGAGCUGUGUGUUGUUCCUUUGCGCAUCUUCUCCUUCUUUCCAGUCCCAGUGACUGUCAGAGCGCACUUGACUGGUUGGCUGAUGACUCUAAAGAAGACAUUUGUGUUGGCACCCAGCUCAGUGCUGCGGAUUAUCGUCCUCAUCGCUAGUCUCAUUGUGCUGCCUUACUUGGGAGUUCAUGGAGCCACUCUUGGAGUAGGAUCCCUUCUAGCUGGUUUUGUAGGAGAAUCCACCAUGGUUGCAAUAGCAGCUUGUUAUGUCUAUCGGAAACAGAAGAAGAAGCGGAAUGAGAAUGAAACAGCUACAGAAGGUGAAGACUCUGCAAUGACCGACAUGCCUCACACAGAGGAAAUGACAGACAUCGUAGAAAUGAGAGAAGAGAAUGAAUAAUAAAUGGGAUGCAAUUGUUCUCUGCAGGGACGAUUGGAGUGACACUUCAGCAUCUUGUCGUCUCUCAUACUUUUUUGUUUGUUCGUUUUUAUUUUUGUAAUAAAGAGGCCUUGAUUUAAAAGGUUUCAGAUAAAUUCUCUAGCAUACUGAGUAUGCUCUCGCUGAUGAGGGACCUAAAAAGAGGUCUUUGCUUUUUUUUUUUUUUCCUCAAUUGAAUUUGUUUUCUCACUCCAUGCAAACAUAAAAGAUACAAUUGCAUCACUGUAGAGUCUUCCUUACUUAUGCAUCCACCUUCUCUGGACAAUCUGCAUUUGUCAACCAAAGCCCUGCUCUCUGUGCACGUGUGUGUGUGUGUGGGCGUUUGUGUGGGUGCAUGCACUUGCACGCUCACACACGCACACGCACGUGUGCCACUGGCUCAAUGCUACUGCCAUAAUCCUACUCCCUCCCCUCUUUCCUUUUCCUUCCUUUUCUUUAUGAGAAAUGUAAAGGAAAAGAAGUUUGGAAUACAGAGCUUUAUUUUACUUGCUUGAAAAUGACUUUGCUACAUAAACUAAUAUACUAUGGUGAACUAUAUCCUUUUGUUUGGCCUCAUCACUAGAGCUUAUACUGCACAGGGUACAAGACAGGCAGGAACGUGUAAGUCUCCGCAUUCAAAGUGGAGAAAAACAAGUUCCUCUCUCAUGUUAAAAGUUUGUGGAUGUGUAUAUACACACACAGGUACAUAAACAGAGACGUACAUAUAUAUAUUUAUAUAUAUGUAUGCAUACAAUAAAUAAAAUACACAUGGGACAAGAACUCUAUUUAGCUUUCAUUCCAAGAGAAAUGUAGUAAUCUUUUGAAAAAUGUAAACAUUUAAUUCAGAAUUUUCUUGAAUCGUUAAGCCCCACCUUACAUGUAAUUUUCUUUAGAAAAAAAAAAAAACCCAAACAUGCACUUUCCUCUUGUGAAGAGGGUGAUGGCAACUGAUAGACUUUGACUGUAUUUGAAUUAAAAAAAAAAUAAAUAUUGACAAGCUUUACCAAAGUUCUUGUCCACUGAUUUAACUUUAAUUUUUAAAGGUUGAUUUGCUCUACAUACCUAUUUCUGGUGCCUAUAUAUUUAAAAAAAAAGAAUCAGAUAAUGUGCUGGAUACCAUGGUAUAUCGCAUUACUACAUCAAGCUCCAUGAAAUUUUUUAUGUAGAGAUGUAUACACACACACACACACACGUAUGUUUUGCUAUAAUAUAUUUACCUAUGCAGCAGAUCAAAAUCCGUAUGGUGAAGCUCAAGUACUGAUGGUCCUCCAAGUCAUUAAUUAGGGACCUUGGUCAUACGUUAGUUCUCAAAGCAAGAGUUGGGUGGAAGCAGGGAGCUGCUCACAUCAGGCAGCAGCCAGUGGUGUACUCUGCUGCGUGGUUGUGGUUGAAGUGGGCCUUAAGUAACAGAGCGUCAGGUCGGGCGGGUGACUUGCAUCGGGUGGAAACGAAGCCGAUAUAAGAGGUGACCAAACCAGAGAGGGUUUGGGUGCCACCACCGAUGAUGGCUGCAGUAGCAGCUUCUGUUUCUGUGCUCCUCUGUGUUUGGCUGUGGGGUGGCGUUCGUUACCAGUUUGUAGUAGCUUGGGUACUUUCAGAUUUAAGCAUGCCAGAGUCUGGAAACCGUUACCCUCCAUGCUAUAUUCAUAAAUCAGUUAAUUUAAGCCUUAUUUAGUAAAAGUAUAUUUUUCUAAGUUGUGGAAAUGAUUAUUUAAUUGUGGAUGAAUUCCGUUUCUAGAUUUAUUUGCCAGGUAGUCCCAGCACUCAGAGAACUGAUCAAAACUAAACAUUACUUUAAAUGUUAUAUCAAUAUAUGUGUAUGUAGACAUACACAUGUGUAUAAAUAUAUAUAUAUUGUAUAUUAUGUACAUUUAUUUUAAGCUACAAUACAUUUCCUAUUUUUCCAAGUUCAGCUAAAAAUGUCUCUAAAAAACUAAAGAGUUGGCUAGUAACCAGUUAUGGCCAUCAUGAAAGGCAUUGUAUCAAUGAACUUUACAUUUUGUUGUAAACAUUUGUACCAAUUUGUUACAUGUGCAAAUGCAAUAAGACAAAAAUGUGGAAAUUAUGGUGUUCAGUGACAGAUUUGCAAAAUCAGUUCAUGGUUAAUGAGCAGUGACACUGGGAGGGUAAGACUAAAUCCAGUAACCACGCAUUUUUGGUGCCACCACAAGGUUGUUCUCCUUGUUUCUGACCAUAGUUUAAAAAAAAAAAAUUAAAAAAACCCUCAAACAAAUAAACUUUGUGCAGUAUGUAGACUGUACACAUUCAUGAAUACAGACUCUCAAACAGUCAUAUGUAUAUAAUGUGUGUAUAGACUGUUGCAGAUCACAGUGGCCAUUUAAGGUCUCUAUUCAUGUGGGUUUUGCUUUCUCCAGUGCAUUUGUAUCCAAGAUCACAAGAUGCAGUUUUUCAGGAACUGUAGAGAUAAAGCAAGGAAGUAUUUUAAUAUAGUAAUUCUUUUGGUACAUGAUUAAAAUUCAAAGGGCAGUAUUUUUGAAGAAUUUUGAACAUUACCAGUGUAGGUUUCAAGGUAAUAAUUGCACCAAAACCUAAAAAUUUGAAAAUAAAUGAAACACUGAAGCUUUUGCUUUAGAUAGAAGAUUAAAAAUAUCAAAAACUGAAUUAAUGUUGAUACAGAACUAAACUAAUAGUCCUGUAAAAGAUACAUUUUCAGUUGUGUGGGUAAUACAUAAUAGUCCUUUACUUUGCAAGAUGCCAAAUGAGCGCAGGAGCGGUGGGAUUUGGGCAAGGAUUCAAGCAGUGACAUAAUGACGCGUGCCUCGCAUCUAUUUCUGUGUCCAGCGGGUCGCGUAUUUCUUUACAUCGCUCUGCCAGAGUAACAAAACGUGCUGGUGUUUCUGCGGGGAGCGGGUCCGAACCAGCCCCUCGUGCCGGCCCGGGUACUGGCUGCGGGGGCAGGCAGGGCGCUCAGCGGGACGGUGCCUGCCCAGGGACCCCCCCGGCCCCCGCAGCCGCGGGCUCUGCUGCUGGGUAGUGCUGUCAGGAGCUUCAGUGACCACCUGAAACCCCACUGCUCCGGUUCCUGGUCGCUGCCGAAUUGAGCUGGGCCAGUGAGGCAGCCGGUCUGGCGGGUUACAGGCCGGGAGCGGGCAGCCAUCCUGUGCGGCUGAAGCCCCAGUCAGAGCAUUACUGGUCCCUGUGUCUCAGUCAGGCAGAUGCUGGUGCACGCCCUGUCCUGCACCUCUUCCUUCCCAAAAGGGCUUUCCUGAGUUCUAAUAAAAUGGCUCAGCUGCCUCUUCUGUGUUACUGCUUAUGAAAUUGCUGCCUAUCUCUGCGAUAAACACUUUACAAGAGAAACUCGUUCAGUUUCUGCUUCGGAGAGCCAGAGUGCAGUCAUCUCAGUGAAUUCACGUGGAGGUUUGGCCUUUCCAGACUUUCUUGAGAAUUACUGAAUUACACAAUUGAAGUUACAAUAAAAAGAGGAACAAAGUUGAUCUGCACCCUGCAUCUUAAAUUUCAGACUAUGGGAGAACAGCUCACACAGUGGGAAAUAAGAGCAGAACACCGAUAAGCAGUGGAUUAAUGUUCCUUGGCUUUUAAUACGUACGUAAAAUUGUGUUGACUUGUCUUGAGUUUUCCUUUUGCAGACUUAACAGGAAACACUGGUGUAUUUUUUCCCCUCACUGCCCUAAGCAGUGGACUCGAUGGAAGAGGCUCUGCGUUUCCCAGCCAGUGCUUUUGGGUGCAGCGGCAGGUUCCCAGGCGUGGGGCAGCCCAGCUCCCCGUCCCCCCUGCACAGCCGUUCCAGGCAGCAGCGCUCAGUUGCCUGCUUGUUAGAUAGAGACACCCUGAGUGACAGGAUUGGGUGAGUAACAGAGAAGUCUUUUGUUUUCUACUCAUUUUGCUGCUAAAUAUUUCCUUUGGGGGGGAGAGAUUUAUAUCUGGCUCUUGGUCCGUGUUUUGCCGAAUCUGCAGCCAGAGAAGGACCAGACGGAGAUGGAGGGCGAGCUGAUGAAUGCAGCCGAUUCAGGGCAGGCCACGACGCGUGAACAGAAACCUUUUGAAGGCGAGAUCGCCUUCUUUUGUGGGAUGGCGCCUCGCGCUUAAAAAGGAGGGAGAAAGGAUGCUUUCAGGCCCGGGUGCUCCUAGUCGCCGGGCAUAGUUGUGCGUUGGACUGCAAGGUGGCAACGGGGACGGGGCGUCCUGCAGCUCCGGCGUCCCAGCCCCGCCGACGCCGUCCUCGGCCUAAUGCAGGACGGCGCAGGGGAUGGGAUGGCGAGGCGGCAGUAUCAGCUCUGUCUCUCACUGGGAUUUUGUGGUUGUGAUGUGAUCCGUGCAGAUUUGAGUGCAGCUGGGUGUUACCUGAGCAUGGUUGCAGUAGCCACUGGUGUAUUGGAAAGCCACGCAUAUGUUUAUGUAUAUGCAUAUGGGUAUGUAUAGGAGAGUGUUACGCAGUCAGUUUUAUUAUGGCCUGUAUAUAGUUGAUUGGAACAAAGAUUCAAGCCUAAUCAUGAUCUUAAUGUGGGACUAAUACUAAGCCAUUUAAAAAAAAUUACAAUUUAAAGCUACGUAAAAAAGUAAAUAAAAGACCCUUUCAGCAGACCUUAUACCAAAAAGCUAAAGCAUGCUUUAGAUCAGUAAGCUGGAAUGGAGGAGAAAGGGGAAAUGUUGAAAAGCUUAUGGGUCUUGUAUAUCCAGCCUAAAGACAACAGCAUGGCAUGGAGACGAGUGAAACUGAGAGCAGAACACACCAGCGCUGUGGCUGCUGCCAUUUCCCUUUCAGCUGCCCUGGAAAGUGAAGAAUGAGGAGCAAUGUGUCCAUAAGACACCACUUCCAAAUAUUUUGGUUUCUGAGUGAAGGACCCAUCAGAGAGAGUACUAUGAAACAUCUUAGAAGAUUAUUUGCCCAGAGAAGUUGUGGCUGCCCGCCCCCCCCCCCCCCGGAAGUGUUCAAGGCCAGGUCGGAUGAGGCUUUGGGCAACCUGGUCUGGUGGAGGGUGUCCCUGCCCAUGGCAGGGGGGUUGGAACUAGAUGGUCUUGGUGGUCCCUUCCAACCCAAACCAUUCUAUGAUUCUAUGAUUAUUCAAGCAGAAAUAAACUGGCAUGCGGGUUUUAUAACAUGCCAAGAGGAAGCACUACAUAGCUUGCUGUUUCUGAGUAACUGGCAGGGCUGCAUUGAGGAAAUGUCACAUAAACAUUACUUAAACACAAGACAAAAUUAGCACAAUUUUGGUAUCAACUUGGCAUUUCCCAAAUACCAACUUAACCAUAAAAUGUUAGGAUUCCCUUCACUCAUUCAUGUUUACUUUUUUACUAGAAUGCAAGUGCAGAAUACCGUAUUUUUUGAAGGGCGCAAGCUCCCGCGGAGGGGGACCUGCAGUGCAGAGCAGACUGUGGUGGCUCUUUGCAGAGCCUCGGCAGCAAGAGGAGCUCCAAAUUUAUUCUGCGCCCUGCAACACACUGUAUUCAGUUGCAGCCUGACAGCGUCAUGAACCGAGGCAGAAUUGUUGGCUUAGCAGCAAGCCCGGUCCAAGCAUGGUCCCGACCUGCAGCAGCACUGUGGAGCAGCGGGAGGAUGCGGGGCGCAGCGGGAGCCCUGGCUCUCCGCUCCGGUUUGGGCAGCUCCAAAGCGUAGAUUUGCUUUGGAGAGCCAAGUUCAAUUGUUGGUACGUAGAUGCACUCCUCAGCAAAACUGUUGCCAGACUUCUGAGUAAUUGGCACCUUCUGAACAAAAAGGCCAAAGACAAAAUACGGGGGCAGAGAGAUGGAGCUUUAAGCUCGGCUUGGAGCGCACACACACAGAAGGGCAUUCUGGCUGCAGCUUGUGCAAGUUAACUGUACGGUUAGAGAGUGAGCUUCAGUCUCAGCACUUCAUAAUCAAGAUAUCCACUCUAUCUCAGUAAAACAGAAGAAUUGUGGUAUAUUUUUAGGUGCUCUUUUGUCUUUGUAACCCAGAGGGGAAAGUUUUCCUUAGUAUUACCAAGCCUUGUCACUGCUCAAAUCAAUUUAUUAGUUUUACCCCAUCGUUGUUUUCUGUCGUUCCUAAGUCAGUGUCUUCAGACGUUUCCUUAUUUUCUUCUGAAGGCUCCUGCUAGGCUGAUUUUGUCUGUUGGCAUUUUGAGAAGGAAAAUGUAACCAUCAUGCUGACUGAAUGUCAAGUAAUGCUGUGAUUAAAAAGUAGCUUACAACAAAACUCUUCUUUGACGGACUGUUUUUUACUUUUCAUUUGCUAAGCUGAAAAGGAGACCGAAGAAGUAGAAGGAAUUGGGGGGUGUCUUUAUUUAAAAUCAAGAAUUAAAAGAAUUAAUUCAAGUUCAUUACUUAACUCCAGCCACUUUGUGACUUUCUAAUGAUCCGUAAGACCGUGACCCAAACUUUUCCAGCAAAGUUAGCACUGCAGCGCAGAAUAGUUUGAAACACUGGGAAACACAAGACUUCAUAUAUUUCACAACUAAAUAUAUAGCUUAACGAGAUGGAGAGCCUGCUCAACAGGGGCAAUCCAUUAAGUUUAAAAUUCAGCUGGACGUGAGCAGCCUGAUCCAAUGUCUAAGGUGGCCCUGCUUUGAGCAGGGAGGGCGAGAUAAGAUGACUGCCUGUGGACCCCUUGUGACCUAAAUUGUUCUCUGAUUCAAUCAGGAACCUAGAGAGGUUCCUUCGUGUUAAGGGACUUGAGACAGCUUGCCUUUUUUAGGCUUUCAGUUCAGGGUUGAGAGACAGUGCCUACUAGGGCACUACAAUGUAGCUAUCUAAGCAAAAAUCUGAGCCGCACAGAUUAUUUUGCUGAUGACAAAACUUCCAGAUUGCAGAGCCAGCUGUAAAGUGCCCUCCCACCCUCUGGGAGCCCACAAGGAGGGCAAAGCAAAAAUAAGCUAUUGUAUCUGCAGAUGAAAUAUUUGAGUACUGUACCGCAUUUUUUCAAUUAACUCUCUAAGCAAAAAUGCCUGAAACCAUCAAGCAGUUGCAUCUAUUACCUGAGUCCUCCCAUCUCUCAUGUGCAUCAUUCAGCAUUUAAAAAAAAAGCUACCCUUUCCGAUAGCUUCCCUUUGUAAUCAAGGUAAUGCAAAAUAAAUACUUACAUUUACAUAAUAAAACAGCUUGGCAUAUCUACAAAUGAGAGCAUAUAAAUCCCGUCUUAGGAAAAGAUGCAUUUUAAAAUUGGAACAACGGCUUUAUCCGUAAUUCAGCAAACACACAACAGAAAAGCAAAGAAAAAAAUGCAGAACUGGAAAAAAAAAUUGCAAAUGCAUUCACUUUUAAUGAGAAUACUGCCUGGGUGGAAAGUAAAGUGUAUGUACAGAUGCAGAAGACAGCAGAGCCUGGAACCAACAUGCACUGCUCAACUUUGUAGUUUGCUCUCCAAAGCAGCAUUAACAUAACUCUGCUUUUGUGUCCUAGUACAAUAAAUGAAAAAUCCUUUGUAAGCUAUAAUGAAACAAUUGGAAGGCUACAGGCAACAAGUUUACUGGAUACUUGGAUCAACUGAUUUUAUCCACAGAGUUUGCAAGCACAACAAAAUUGCAAAAGCAAAACUUCCAAAAAAGUUGAAGGUCCAUACCUAUUUUUGGAGCUGACACACCCUUACUUAUUACCAUCAACAAACUUUUUAAAAUAAAUCUAAUCGCUCUUUGAAUAACGUAGUUCAAAGUGCACUUCACUUACUUUAGGUUUAAUAAAAAUCUACCUGCAGUAUCUUGUAUAUUUUUAAAAAGCAAACGCACAAGAUGUGAAAUUCAACCUGUGUUUUUAAACUGGGCAGAAACCCCCACCACCAUCAUAAAGGCAAUCAAGCUUAGAUCAUGUCAGCUUUUGAUUUUUUCAGAACAUUGCUGUCACUGCUCCGUUAUUUUAGAUCAGCUUUUGGUGUCGCUGCCUCUGCCUUUCUUUCCUGAGGCCAGGAGCCUAUGGAGGGUUUGUGGUAAGAGACACAGGCAUGGCUGGAGGACCCCAGCGCUCGUCUGCUGAGAGGCAGGAUGGCUUCAGGUGGGAGGCACGGAGCUCCUUCAGCCAGAUGCGGCUUGAUGGCUCGUCACUCCACUGCUGCGCGGGAGCUGGCGGCAGUGGUCCUCCCCAGGGCUGGCUGGUUGGAGGAGGAGAAAAAGAAAUAGACGUUCCCCAUUGUUGCUGGUGGGGUUGAAGUUGGGAUUGCAGGUGGUGUCAGAGCCCCCUACGCUGCUUGUGUUAUUUGUUCUGUGACACUGGCAGAGUGUGUUACUACCACAGGCCACAGAAAUCCAAACUGGAGACCAAGGACUCGACUCUGCAUGGUGGAAUGGCUGAAAUGUGUUUAAUGGUGUUUGGGCAGUGCGGCAUUCCCAAGCUUUGAGAAAGCCUUGCUUCAUCUAUAGCGGACAGAAAGCUUCUGGGAGUGCCUGAGGAGAUGCACACGAGUGUCAAGUGAGUGUGUAUGUGGAGAGAGAGGGUGAGAUGGCUGCAAAUGAAUGAGUUGAAGUGUGUUUUGCAGGCACCCCACACUGCAUUACUCUGCAAGGACCAUACUGGUGGGCAGAGAGAACCAUAGUCCCUUCAUUUAUCAGCUUUAGUGAAAGGUUCAAAGGCCUUUAAAGGUUAUCAGGCAGCAUCACUAGGUACUAGAUAAAACCAAAAUUUAUAGUGGUAGGAGCACAAGAGACUGCAAACUUUGCCAUGCCUUUUGCAAUGGAGAAAGAAGCAACCUUCUCACAUCCUGCUCUCCAUCUUCACAUACAUGAGCAGGGGAAGCCACAAGGUCACUCUAGAAAGAAACUGAAAAAAUUGAGCAAAAACUAAAGGUCAGAGCAGAAGACAAGGACUAUUUUGUCUUCACAGCAGGAAAUCAUCAUGGGGGAGAGCCAAAUUUUAUGGAAGACCCCCCCCCUAGAAACUCUCUCGGAGAGGAUGCAGUUUCUGAAAAGAAGUUCAAUGCAGUGUUGAUCGCAUUGUGUGAGGUCAGACUGCACCAUUUGUAGAGUAAUACUGCAAGGAUAGCAGGUUCUCCAAUCUCAGAGAGGUGCUAUAAGGAUAAAAUUCACUAAUGCUGGUGAAAGAUGCUUGGAUACUACAGGGAACAGCACCACAGAAAUGCCUAAAAAUACUGAAUUCAUAUUUGCAUGUUCUAAUUGUGCCUUUGGGUUCUCUAAAAUUGACUUGUUCUUAGUUUCAUGGAAAUACUUUAAAAAUUGGGAGCAGGGAGUAGUGUCUGGAAGCAGCAUCCUAAAAAAGGGCAGCACAAAGUCUGAGGAGUCUUGCUUGGGCAAGAGGGGAAAGGAUGCUUGGGGGCCUCGUCUUUUCCCCACCUGACGCCCUGACCAUGGAGUAUUCUGCAGGACAAUGGCUUGUUCUGUUCUCAGCAGGCUUACAACACCGAAAGAGGCAAGGGCAGUAGCUGGCCACAUUUCAGGGCAUGCUGCAGUGACACUGGGAUUAAGGUCAAUUCUCUAAACACCUUUCUGUAGAGAAAAAGCCUCAUUUUUUCGGUUCAUUUGUGUAAUUUGAAGGUAAAUCUGAGAACUAGGCAAAUGCAUAUUUGACCUGAGAGGUAUCACUUGUUUUUCAUUUCUUUCAGAAUAUCUUUCAGUAGCAGAUUCAGAUUCUUUCCUUCAGGAUAAAGCUGUCUUUAUGCAAAGCAGUGUGCCUAAUAGCCAUCCACGACUACUUAAACAAGUCAAUUUUGCAAGGACUGUAGGUGUCAAGCCAGAGCACCGUUUGGGACUACAGUACAGGGAUCCUAGAUUUUAAAUGAAAUGUUACCUCACGCAUCAUUUUCUGUCAUACUUGUAGUAUUCCAGUUGAUUUUUCUUAAAAUAUAUGUUGCUUUCUGUAAGUUGGACACAUGCUAAAGCUACGGGUUUGGUUUUUUUAAUGACCAUUUUGCUUUGCUUUAAACAUGUGGGUUUUCUUUAAACUCUAAAGAAACCAAUGAAGGUUAAAACUUUGUACAUUUUUAAACGACUGCUAAGGUCAAAAGUAUAAAAAUACAUGUUGCAUUAAAAUUGAGUGCUGUUUAUGUAUUUAACAGAGAUGUAUGUUUUUGCAUUGUUAAAAAGAAUGAUCUAUGCUUUCUUUGGGGGGAGGAGAGGGAUCUGUGCUCCAAUAUUGUCCAAUAGC